Molecule: messenger RNA, 1778 nt
Organism: Magnolia sinica
Lineage: Eukaryota; Viridiplantae; Streptophyta; Magnoliopsida; Magnoliales; Magnoliaceae
Exons: 9
Coding region: 481-1413 (310 amino acids)
Source: RefSeq, a predicted model, not a curated record
UCACAUCCGGCCGUCUACCUCUCCCUCUCUCGAUCUCCCUCUCCCUCUUCCGAUCUCGACUCUCUCUCUCGAUCUCCCUCUCACUCUCCCUCCCUCUCUCGAUCUCCCUCUCCCUGCAACUUCCACUAGCCGCUGCAACAUCCAUCUGAUAUUGUAGAAGCAGCAGCAGAAGCUCUGUAUGGGUGUGUACUUCGAGGAAUAGCAGGAAUUCAAGGGCCCGUGUAUGCAGGGACAGGAUGCUUCCACAGAAGAAAAGUUAUAUAUGGGCAGCUUCCAGAUUGUAAAGCAUCCAAACGUUCAAUUUUCAAUUCAAUGAAUGGUUGAAUUGAAAGAUGGUGCUUGUUUUGUUUCAGGAAUAUAAUCAUAUUUGUUAGAAGUCCACUUCUCUUGUUGUAGAUAAGAACCUGCUGAAUCAGGUGAGCUUGGACAUGUCAAUAGCCGAGGAAAACAUGUCAACUUCACAAGCACACGCAUCAAAAAAUGCAGCAUGUGCCCGUCAGUGGCGCGACACAUGCUGGCCUCUGUAUCGCAACGGAGGAAAAACGAACUCGUACAAAACCCCCUUUGUUUUUUCUCUUGAACCCCUUCGAUCGAAGAAUGCUCUUUUCCAUGGCGUCCAACGGCUUCCCCGAUUCAGUCAAGGCAGGAAAAGAAGAUGGUGUUUCAAGUGGAAUUGUGGAAGAAAUCAAACCGCUUCCUAGUCCACAGGCACAACUUGACGAAAUUGAAAGGAAAGCACGGGUCAAUGCUGCAUGGGAGAAAAUGAAUAGCGGCAUCUCUGUUAAGACACCAAAGUUACUUGUGAAUAAAUCCAGUUCAACAGGGAACAAAACCGUACAAAAAUCUUCUUCUAAUUGGAUGGCGAAUCUUGGUCUGGUACCCAAGAAGGCAUCAUCCAGGCAAGACAUGCCACAGAAGAGGCCGGCUUCUGUACAAAAUGGCACCAGCGAAGAUGUCAAGCGGCUUGCUGCUGCAGCUCUAUCUGCAGUCAAAGAUGCUGCCGCCGUUGCUGCAGCUGCUGCAGGCAGGGGAAAGGUAGAGAUCACCGAAGUUAGGGACUUUGCUGGCGAAGAGAUUGAAGUGAAGAAGCUUGUUGAUGCCGACUCAAAGGAGGCGGCUGAGAAGGCAAAGGCACCGACAGGGCCACCCUCCGGCCUUGAUGCCGUCCUUGAACAGAUCAAGAAAAAGCAGAAGCUCAAUGUUCUCGACAAGACAAAGAAGGAUUGGGGAGAGUUUAAGGAGGAGAACAAAGGGCUGGAAGAUGAGUUGGAUGCUUAUAAGAAGAGCUCAAACCAGUAUCUGGACAGGGUUUCCUUCUUGCAGAGAACCGACUACAGAGAAUUUGAACGAGAGAGGGAUGCGCGUUUGGCUUUACAGGCGAGGAGGCGGCCCGACAUGCGUGACGAAUCAUAAUCUGACUCCUGUAUCCUCUCUCUGAUCUAAGCAUAUUUUUGCCACAUGGAAUGACAGGCGGAUGAUUGCUUUGGAAUAGAAAAUGGCCCAUGUGUUUUCGGGGACAAUGGCGGUCGUGUUUUAAAGGUGACAUGGAUAAGGUAUUGUGUGCGUGGGGUGCAUAGUUUAAGAUGCUUGCCACAUGGAAAAGGCCAUUACCCUUAUUGUAUCAUUAAAACAUUGUUUUUUCUGUGUUAAUUCAAAGCACAUCCUUUUCUUUUGUAAGGAAUUAGAAAAGAAGGAUCUUAUGAAGAGAUCUCUGUUUCAUUUGUUCUAUAAAUUCAAGUGAGGGAAUUGGUAACUACUCCCAUCCUGGUUGAUAGAUA